This is a messenger RNA of Larimichthys crocea (large yellow croaker), 3016 nucleotides long. RefSeq names its product homeobox C12a (gene hoxc12a). NCBI's taxonomy places the organism in Eukaryota, Metazoa, Chordata, Actinopteri, Sciaenidae. Gene Ontology annotation, molecular function: DNA-binding transcription factor activity, RNA polymerase II-specific; sequence-specific double-stranded DNA binding. The coding region runs from base 225 to 1052 and encodes 275 amino acids. The record is from RefSeq and is a predicted model, not a curated record. The transcript is spliced from 2 exons. Gene Ontology annotation, biological process: regulation of DNA-templated transcription.
UUUUAAUAAAAGGUUUAUAGUAUUUUUAAAAAGCAUAUAAACCUCUGUAAUACAGAAGUUAAUGUUUUGUUUUGUCUGAGAUGGACCGAGUGGGUGGUACCGUGUGUAGCAGAAGUUAGCCUGAACACGUGGUUUGAGGAUAGCCAAUCAGGCGCCCCUCCAGGUUUAACUAUGUUAAAUGUCAGAUUGCAAUAAACUAGAAGCUGUUGGUCGGGCCCGCGGAAAUGGGCGAGCAUAAUCUCCUUAAUCCAGGGUUUGUGGGACCUUUGGUAAACAUCCACACUGGAGACACAUUUUACUUUCCGAAUUUUAGAGCCUCAGGGGGACAACUGGCGGGGCUACCGUCUCUCUCCUACCCGAGAAGGGACAAUGUUUGCUCCCUCCCGUGGAAUCCUUCGGAGCCGUGCAAUGGAUACUCUCAAUCCUACUUUAGCAGCCCCGUGUCUAUUAACCCUUCUUUCAACCGGUCGUGUGAAAUUACAAGACCAGAAGAGGGUAAAUGUUAUUAUAACAACGGCAACGGGAACAGGGAGACCUGUUCAGGUGGCAGCAACCUCAAACGAGAGGAUAGGGCGAGAGACACAUCAUCAUUAACAUCUGACCACGGGAUGCACAGUGGAAUUGGCAGCACGGUCGCCUUUUCCAAAUAUGAUUAUGGGACCGAGCAGCUAACGCAAGACCCGCCAUCCUGUCAGUCAAUGGAGUCCGACUCCAGCUCCUCUCUGCUCAACGAGGGCAGCAAGCCUUCAUCCAGCGACACACAGACCCUGGUGUCACCGGGAAGCCAUUCAAGCAACAUAGCCGCAGGCGGAGCUGCCCCGUGGUACCCGAUGCACACUCGGACCAGAAAGAAGCGUAAACCGUAUUCCAAACUUCAGCUGGCUGAGCUAGAAGGCGAAUUCAUGAUGAAUGAAUUCAUCACCAGGCAGCGGCGGAGGGAGCUCUCCGACCGGCUGAACCUCAGCGACCAACAAGUCAAGAUCUGGUUCCAGAACCGCAGGAUGAAGAAGAAGAGACUCAUGCUGAGGGAGCAAGCUUUGGCCUACUUUUAGAGAUGCGGCAGAAGGUGAAUCGAUGGGCAGUAAAAGCCAAGCCUUCGCUACGCUCCCUUAGGUCUUCUUUAAAUGCAUGCACUCAUCUAUCCAUCUUUUACAUUGCCGGCAGUUAUUACAACAUUUUAUUUUAUUUUAUUUUAUUUUGUUCUCAAAGGUGCGGGCUACACACGCCCAAAAACAAGCCACUACCUGGUUUGAAUUCUACAUGUCACUAAGACUACCUUCAUGUUUGGUAUAAUCGCACAAAAAAAGCUGUGAGAAUGUGUUUUCUGUGUCGGAUGCAUCUCUUGGAUUUUUCCUGAUUUGUCAAGAGAUCAGUCUACGCCCUAACUGUAAGCCACGCGAAAUAUUGUCAUUAGGGCAAUAGCUCAGUUUGGGAAUACACACAAACACAACAUCCUUUUUAGGUCUUUAGUUUUUACUCAGAGAACAUGAAGAGGGAGCGGGGCCACUUGGAAAAAUCUGAAAAAUAAAAUAAGUGUGAAUUUAGAAAGACAGGAUUGACUGGCAGGCUGGAGCCGCAUCCGCGCAAUAAUUUCUCUGAGGUUAUGACCUGAUAAAGAAGAACCUCCCUCCCAGUUGCUUAAUACUUCAACACCCAUCAUAUGUUGGGGUAAGAGGGAUAUCACCUUAUCUCCUUUCUUUAGUUUUCACCACGGGUAGUGGGCACGUUCACGGUCACGGGCAUGGAGUCUGGGAGUCUGGGAGUCUGCAUGUGGACAGGGAGGACUAAAACCGCAAUGUAAUCCAUAUCGAUAUCUUUAUGACUGCGCAUUGACAAAUUAAUUGCCAGGACUUUGUUCAUGUGCUAACGAGUUUCUAAAAGUAUCUUUCUUACUUUUAUUACCUUUCAACUUGUCUUAACAACAACCACAGACUCCUGCAUGGGUUGCAUUUUUUUUGUUUGAGUGAGAUCACCGUUUGAUUACGGUUCUGAGCUGCUAUUAAAAAGUCCAGUUAAAUAAAAACAAAAAAUCUGUGUAUUCUACAAUAACUCGCUUGGCUCUGGAAUGGAAAUAUUCACCAGUACAAGGAGGCUACGUUUUUUUUAGGCCAAAUUGAUUUAAAUAAGGGAGCCGCCUAAAGUUGCAACUGGGAGGGGGGGUUUAGGUUUUUUGGCCUGAAAGAGCAUUUCUGAAACUUGGUGCUCAUAUUGAAGAUAAAUAUGUAGAAAUUUAGAAAGUUAAUCAUAGGCCUAUAAGUGUGCGCUCCUUUAUUUCGGGGGGAGUACAGUGCAUCAUCUGUCAUGUAUAACGAGUAAGCUAUAGCAGUGAAAUGUAUUUGCAGCAUGUUAUUGAUGUGAAAUAGCUAUAAGUCAUGUUCUGCGGGCCACUUUUUCUGUAGGUGACUUUUUUUAUACAUUUUUGUUUCCUGAACAAAUCAAAAGCAAACACCAUCUAAAACAUUUUUGACACAAACGUCAACAAAGAAUGUAUUAUUAUUUUAAAUAUUAUUAUUAUUAAUAUUAUUAUUAUCAGAGUGGAAGGACGGAUGGCCUAUCAGGCCUACUCAAUGUACUUGCUCCUUGCAAUGUGCUCAAUGUUGUCCCUUUCCUUACCUUGUACUCGUGUAUAACUUUGUAAAAUGAAAUCACAUAUGUUACUAUUUGCAUCCUAUUUGAGGAUCCCUUAUCGCUAUGUAAUAGUGCUUUAUGUUAAUGAUCGUCUUGUACAAUAUCGCAUUCCAUAUAGCCUAUUUGUGGUCGUAAGGGUUGGAAAUGUAGGCCUAUUAUGUUAUACUGCCAAAAAUGGAAAUAUAAGAAAUGGUAUGCAAGAAGUGUUACCAUACAUGACAUUUAAAGAAACCCUGUUUCAGUGUAAUAGUUGUUAUUGUCCUUUUAUUUCGUCCCUCAUUGCAUUCCCUUCUUUGCGCUUGUAAGGAUUGCUACGUUGUCUUGUAAAAGUAAUAAUGAUAUGAAUGUAUAUCCGUAAGGUCUUCAAUAAACAGAAUAUUGAAACGUU